This is a messenger RNA of Stegostoma tigrinum, 11949 nucleotides long. It is a transcript of the gene tulp4a, whose product is annotated as TUB like protein 4a. The coding region runs from base 577 to 5193 and encodes 1538 amino acids. The transcript is spliced from 14 exons. The record is from RefSeq and is a predicted model, not a curated record. Gene Ontology annotation, molecular function: protein binding. Lineage: Eukaryota; Metazoa; Chordata; Chondrichthyes; Orectolobiformes; Stegostomatidae.
CGUGAUUGAUCUACUUAAUCAUAUUACCCAGAUGCCCAGUGCAGCGUGACGCUGAACGGCAGUCGACGUGUAUUGGGGAGUGAAGUACAGAACAAUAUUGGAGUCUAGGCUCGGAGACGUCUCACGUAUGGAAGGAGUAAACCGGUAGUGUAAGUGGUGACGCUGUCUCCCGUACCCAAACAUAAGGUUUUUCAUACGGCGAGAGGCGUGCGUAAUGUUCCAGGGCUUUUGGACCGGUUCGCCGAAGCUUGAGCCAAGCGAGUCCUGGUGUGACGGUUGUAACUGUGGUUGAGGCAAGCUUUGGGCCGUACGACUCUCGGCCUCCAUGUCACACUGGAGUUCUUUUCCAUUCGGGAAUAUGAACAGGAACUUCAGGUCAGAAUAAUCGUUCACUCCUCCGUACUGCCACUCCCCUGCAAACAUACUAUUUUCUAACCACUCCCCAGGCCCUUGACGGUGUGUUUCCAAGAUCGCAGGAACGGCUUUUCCUGAUGCGUUUCAAGUUUCCAAUGCUGUCACUCGCUUAGGUUCGCACUGGUUAGUCUUGUACUGAUUUGCAGCUGCAGCCCCAGCAGGAUGUUCGCAGCGGUGGAGCAGGGUUCGGUGCUGUGCAGCGAUUCCAAUAUUCUCUGCAUGUCCUGGAAGGGCCGCGUGCCCAAGAGUGAGAAGGAAAAGCCUGUUUGUCGCCGACGGUGCUACGAGGAAGGCUGGUUAGCAAUUGGUAAUGGCAGAGGGGUGGUCGGCGUGACUUUCACUGCUAGUCACUGCAAGAGGGAGCGCAAUGCCCCGCAGAGGAUCAACUUUAACCUGCGAGGCCACAACAGCGAGGUGGUACUUGUGCGAUGGAAUGAGCCAUUUCAGAAACUUGCAACUUGUGAUGCUGAUGGAGGAAUUUUUGUGUGGAUUCAGUAUGAAGGGAGGUGGUCAGUUGAGUUGGUCAAUGACCGUGGAGCACAGGUCAGUGACUUUACCUGGAGCCAUGAUGGUACACAGGCACUAAUUUCUUACCGAGAUGGUUUUGUGCUGGUUGGAUCUGUCAGUGGGCAGCGACAUUGGUCUUCUGAGAUUAAUUUGGAUAGCCAGAUUACUUGUGGAAUAUGGACACCUGAUGAUCAACAGGUGCUGUUUGGUACAGCUGAUGGACAAGUAAUAGUGAUGGACUGCCAUGGACGUAUGCUGGCUCAUGUAUUGCUUCAUGAAUCCGAUGGGAUCCUGGGAAUGUCUUGGAAUUAUCCCAGUUUUCUUGUGGAGGACAGUAGUGAAAGUGACACAGACUCUGAUGAUUACUCACCACCACAAGAUGGCCCAACAAUAUACCCCAUACCACUUCAGAAUUGCAAGCCACUGCUGACCGUUAGCUUCACAUCUGGGGAUAUUAGCAUGAUGAACAGCUAUGAUGAUUUAUCACCCACAGUGAUCCACUCAGGUUUAAAAGAUGCAGUCGUACAGUGGAGCAGCCAGGGGAACUUACUCGCUGUAGCAGGCAUGGAGAAGCAGAGUCAAACUUACGAGUCAGGAAGUCUUCCAGUAGUGAAAAAUGCUGCAGUUAAAUUCUAUAAUAGUCAUGGAGAACACAUUUACACACUGGAAAGUCCCACUCAGCGCCUCAUUACAGCCAUCUGCUGGGGUCACCGUGACUCACGUUUGUUCCUUGCUUCUGGACCUGCACUAUAUGUUGUUCGAGUGGAGCAUAGGAUUGCCAACCUGCAAUUAUUAUGUCAACAGGCUCUAGCUGUUUCUCUCCGUGAUGAAAAAGACUUCAGUAAAUUAACACUACCACCUCGCCUUUGCUCGUAUGUCACUGCUGCUUUUGUAUCAACAAUUAAGCCGCCCAUCCCAGACCCAAAUAAUAUGCGGGAUUUUGUCAGUUACCCGACUGCAGGAAAUGAAAGACUGCAUUGCACCAUGAAGCGUACAGAAGAUGACCCAGAGGUAGGGGGCCCAUGCUACACCCUGUACCUGGAAUACUUGGGUGGACUAGUGCCAGUUUUAAAAGGGAGGCGAAUCAGCAAGCUUCGACCAGAAUUUGUCAUACUGGACCCCAAAACUGAUGGUAAAUCAGAUGAAAUUUGUGGGACCAAUCUGAUGUCAGCAAUGACUGAAAGUUGUAACUGCUCUGACUCCAGUGAUCUAGAACUAAGUGAUGACUGGAUUGGCAAGAAAUCUCCAAAGGUAUCUCGGGCUAGCAAAUCCCCCAAAUUGCCCAGAAUUAAUCUCGAUUCUAGAAAAUCACCCAAACUUUCUCGACCUAGUCAGGAGAUAUCAAAGUCUCCACGAUUACCAAUUAGGAGACCUUCUAUCGGAUCCCCAAGCUUAACUCGGAAAGAAUUUCCUUUAGAAGAUGUCACUCAGCACAACUAUCUUGCUCAAGUCACAUCUAACAUCUGGGGAACAAAGUUCAAGAUUGUGGGACUGGCUCCAUUUCUACCAAGUAAUCUGGGUGCAGUCAUCUACAAAACCAGCUUGCUCCAUCUUCAGCCCAGACAAAUGACUAUUUAUCUACCCGAAGUACGCAAACUAUCUAUGGACUUCAUCAAUAUGUCUAUAUUCAAUCCCAGUGUUUUCAGUGAAGAUGAGGAUGAUCUUGCAGUGAAUGGAACAACUGGAGUUCCAGAAAACAAUCCUCCUUGCACUGUUAACAUUCCCAUUGCACCAAUCCAUAGUUCUGCUCAAGCAAUGUCCCCUACCCAGAGUAUUGGACUAGUUCAGUCUUUACUCGCCAAUCAGAAUGUGCAACUUGAUAUUUUAACAAAUCAAACAGCUGUUGCAGGUGCAACAGAACAAGGUUUGGACAGUUCCAGCCAGUGUGAAAUUUCUAACAGGCUUUCAAAUCCAGGACAAGCAAUUUUUGGAAGUUUGGAAAUGAACCGAAUGACUGGUGGAUUACAACAGCAAUCACCGCAGCUUGCGGGGAUUGUGCAGAUUUCCAAUAUGGAGCAUGUCGAACGAGAACCUGACCACUCUCAGAAAAUCAAGUCAAUACGAACAGUGCCACAGUUGCAGGAAGGCAAUAUGAUGGCAUUUUGUACAACUCCCGAAGUGCAAUUAGCGAAUAUAAAUGCACAUCCACCUCCUCCAUAUCCAGGGACUACAGCAGCUUCUGCAGCCACUUCUACUACUACUCCACCAGUAAACAUUUGUCUGAAAAAAGCAGAUUUCUCCCUCUUUCCUACUGGACAUCUUCAAACCCCUCUAGGCUAUGAAAGAAUCACAACAUUUGAUAGCAGUGGAAAUGUCGAAGAAGUGUGUAGGCCUCGCAUGAGAAUAUCAAGCAGUCAAAAUAUGUAUACACUUCCAGGCCUGGGCCAAUCACCUUUACAGUUGCCUUCAGCAGAUGCUAAAAAGGUACAACAGGUAUAUGGCACACUAAAUAGGCUGAGUGUUGCUCACUGUGUUAUUCCGAGUGGGGAUCCACCACCUUAUCCUGAUACAAUCAAUAGAAAUCAGCAUGUUGAUAGUAACACUAUACAAGUGCCAUUGCGACGUGACAGCAAAGAUGCCAUGGCAAAGGUGUCUCAGCUGUUGGAUUCACAUAGGGUUGUUCAACAUGGCCACAAACCAAAAAACAAUUCUGUAUCUGCACAAUGCCAGCAAAACUCUCUCAGAUCUCCCCCUGCUCGCUACACUUGCACUCAGUGCAUCAACAAUGGAAGCGACAAUAGUAACAUUAUUACUAGAUCAGAACUGCCUACUGGGAUUGGCUCUCAGCUCAGCACUGUAAUUGUCCACUCAUCUAGUACAUCACCCCUCUCUUCUCAGUCAUCCUAUAAUCUGUUAAGUGCUCCAGACAACUGUCAUGAUAGAACUGAAUAUGUUAAUAAUGCUUUCAGUGAGGAUGAACCUAUUUUGCAACAUUACCAAAUUGAGAAAUCCAUUAGACAUAUUGCGUUAAAUAAUGAGAUCAACAUAAGCAUGAAGCAACCACUCCCAUAUCAGUGGGACCAUGCAGCAAGUGAGGAAAUUUGGAUUCCACAAGAACAACCAGCUCAGAUUUCUGCAACAGGGUGUCAUAAACCACCAGUUCUCAUUCUGGAGCAAUCACAUGUGGAAAUACCUCAUGUACCAAUCAUUCCUAUUAAAUCUCCUAACAGGCCAACAGUCACUUUCCAGUCGAACUUUGGAUUCACUUUACCAUAUCCAGUAAGUUACAGUGCAUCUCCUGUAGCAGCUUUUCAGGCUUCAUUUCCUUCUUCGGAAGCUCUAAUCCCACCACAAUACCCACAGCAAGACUCUCCUGUAGUUGUCCAAUCGGGUUGUCCAGCCAGCAUUGGCUGUUGCCCAUUGCCACCAAUGUAUCCAACUAAUAAUACAUUUUCUGGUUUACAGCUUUCUCCGAUUACAUUACAUCAAUGGAAUAAUUACAGUGCUUGUUCUCUAAUGCAUAGUUCACAGGGGAUGUUGAGCUCAAAAACAGACUCACUUGUUGAGAAAGCUGGAAUGCCUCCUUUUUCAUCAGAGUUUCAACACACAGGAACUGAAGCAAUUACAGAAACAGCAGAUAACUUCCAAGAAGUCCUGUCUCUGACAGAAUCUCCUGUGCCUCUGCGAACAGAUAGAUAUGACAAGAAAAGCCAUAAACGGUUGGACAACAGACCGGAGGAGGCAAAUAUGCGAGCUGUAACAGAAGGAAAAAUGAAAAAAGAGGCAAAGGCGCUUACAGACUUCAAUUCUCUCAUUUCCAGCCCUAGACUAGGAAGAGAAAAGAAAAAAAUCAAAAGCCAAAAAGACCUGAUAAAAUCCAAAAAGCUGAAUAAAAUGAGUGAGUUUCAAGACAGUUCAGAAAGUGAGCCAGAGUUAUUCAUCAGUGGAGAUGAGUUCAUGAAUCAGAGCCAGAGCACCAAAAAGGUUUGGAAAACAAAAAGAAACUUAAGGACAACAAAUGAAACUGAUGAGCUGAAAUGUCGAAGGGCAAAUGAAAAAGAGGACGGGAAGUUGGGGAAUCAAGGAUUUGUGUAUAUAAUGGCUAACAAGCAGCCACUCUGGAAUGAGGCAACACAAGUAUAUCAGUUGGACUUUGGAGGAAGAGUGACACAAGAGUCAGCAAAAAACUUCCAAAUUGAGUUGGAAGGACGACAGGUGAUGCAAUUUGGAAGGAUUGAUGGUAAUGCAUACAUCUUGGAUUUUCAGUAUCCAUUUUCUGCAGUACAAGCUUUUGCUGUUGCAUUAGCAAAUGUUACACAGCGACUGAAAUGAAUGGGAAGAACCAAAGUGCUUUCUGCAGCUGAGGAGCAAAAAUUCCAGAAUGUAUGUUAAAAGCACUGACUGAAUUGACCUGGGCGGCCACAUUGCUGCCUUUCACUUUAGAGGAUUGCAGAUCAUCCACUUAGUCUUGAAGUAACAGGAAGGCAGAAGAGCAUGCUUUUCAGAUGCAUGCUAUGAUGUUACAGUUCAGGAAGCUUGCUGUUCUGUAGACCUUUCCAUGCUUGUUUGAAUAACCCAGUAGAAUAAGUUUACCUGUUAACUAGAAGGCCUUACAUUAUGGUGUAAUUUUCUUUUUUCCUAUAACAAAUACAGAAACUUGCUUUCUUUGCAAUUUUUUUAGUAAUGGUAAUGAUACUUGAAUAACACACAGGAUUCCUGGGAACCGGAACAAUUGACUUUUGACGAUGGUAUUAGUAGUAGCUAGGUUGUGUCAAUACUGUUGAGCACUGGAAAGAACAAUUUAAUAUGCUCUUAGGUUGAAACUACAAGGAUAUCAAAAUCUUCAAAAGUGUUUCUGAGAUAGAAAGUUUUAAUAGUCAUUGUUUUGAAAUUAAUGUUUUGUGUUUCUGUUGAGCUGUUUUAGUGCUAAAUAUCAUUCCAGUUGGACAUUUUAUCAAGUCUUGUUACUUUCCGUUUUUCUCCAUUUCUAAUGAUGAGCUAAGCACACAUGUAUCCCUAAUAGCGAAUUGUUUUCCAAAUUGACAAGCAAAUUACCAAUUUUAGGUUAUAUCUGUAAAGUAGGGGGACCAAAUGUUUUUAAAUAUGCAAUGCUAGAGACUAUGCUACUGUUUCUACAUUAGAUUUUUUUUACAUUUAAUUUAGAUGGUGAUGCAGAUGUGAACUGAUGUGGAAAGUGGUACUGCUUGCUGUCAUGGGGUUUAGGUAAUUUGAAAAUGGUUAAUGUUUGUUGUGUUGCUAAGUCAUGAAUAUUUUAAAUUUAAUUUUGGAAGUAACUUCCAGCUAGCAUCAUGAGUUUGGAUUCAGUCAACUUGCUUACCAGAUGAAAUAAAAAUAGAUUUUAUAGAAAUGUAGCAUCAUUGUUAUCCUCACUCAACUUGGAUUGACAUUUUCCAUUAACAUUAGGGAUUUGUAAGCAUCAGCAAUAGUUCAAACAUUUAAAUGUUAUAUGACAGCAAAAGGCCAUUUUGUCUAUAAGAUCAAGUAUAAGUAGUCUAAUAUAAGUAGUACUUGUGCCCUAAAUGACCCUUGGCACCAUUAUGUCAUUAGACCCAAGAAACAGUAUCAGCUUGCUCCAUAAAUACAUGUCUAAAAUUUUCAUGCUCACCAUUGUUCUUUUAAAUAAGUUGUUGAUCUGAAUUCCUGAUUGGUUAUUGAGUUAUAGAGAUUCAUACAGCAUAGAAACAAGUCCUUCAGCCCAUCAUGUCUAUACCAACAACAAACACCAAGCUACACUAAUACCAUUUACCUGCAUUUGGUCUAUAGCCUACUAUGCCCUGGAAAUUUAAGUGUCAAUCCAGACUUAUCUUAAAUUUUGCAAGAGUGCCCACUUCCACCACCUUCGCAGGUAGCACUUCUCAUAUUUCUGCUACCCAGUGGAUGAAUAAACUUACCACUUCUCCCCUCUAAACCACUUGAUCUUCACCUUAAGCUUGUGACCUCUGAAUGACAGAGUCAGAGAGAUGUACAGAAAGACACCUUUCUGUCCAACUUGUCCAUGCUGACCAGAUAUCUUAGAUAAAUCUAGUCCCAUUUACCAGUAUUUAGCCCUUCUUCUUCAUUUACCGAACCAGCUGCCUUUUAAAUGUUUUAAUUGUUCCAGUCUCUACCAUUUCCUCUGGCAGCUCAUUCCAUACACGCACCACCCUCUGUGUGGAAAAAGUUGCCCCUUAGGUCCCUUUUCAAUCUUUCCUCUCUCACCUUAUACCUAUCCCUCUACUUUUGGACUUCCCAAUGCCAGUGAUUUUGUCUAUUAACCCGACUCUUACCCCUCAUGAUUUUGUAAACAUUUAUAAGGUCACUCCUCAGCCUCCAAUGCUACAGGAAAAAUGGCCCCAGCCUAUUUCAGCCUCUCCCUAUAGCUCAAACCGUCGAAUCCUGGCAACAUCCUUGUUGAUCUUUUCUGAACCCUUUUAAGCUUCACAAUAUCCUUCCUAUAGCAGGGAGAUCAGAAUUGAAUGCAGUAUUCCAAAAGUGGCCUAACUAAUGUCCUGUACAGCUGCAACAUGACCUCCCAACUCCUUUACUCAGUGCAAUGACCAAUAAAGGCAAGCAUGCCAAAUGCAUUCUUCACUAUCCUCUCUAUCUGCUACUCCACUUUCAGGGAACUAUGAAUCUGUACUCCAAGGUCUCUUUGUUCAGCAACUCUCCCCAGGAUCUUACCAUUAAGUGUGUAAGUCCCGCUCUGAUUUGCCUUUCCAAAAUGCAGCCCCUCACAUUUAUCUAAAGUAAAAUCCAUCUGCCACUCCUCAUCUCAUUGGCCCAUUGAUCUAGACCCCAUUGUACUCUGAGAGAACUGUCUUUGCUGUCCAUUACACCUCCAAUUUAGGUGUCAUCUGCAAAUUCACUAAUCAUACUGCCUAUGUUCACAUCCAAAUCAUUUAUAUGAUGACAAAAAGCAGUGGACCCAGCACAUCUGGCACACCACUAGUCAUCGGCAUCCAGUCUGAAAAGCAUGUCACACAUAUGUCUGCCACAGGGAGAAGAUUCUCACAAUCUUCUUGUCUCUGCCACUCAUAAUUUUGUAUAUCUCAGUAAGAUCAUUCCUCAGCCUCCUCUGCUCUGAGGAAGACACACCCAAUCUAUCCAGUCUCUCUCAAAAUUGAGACUUGUCACCCCAGGCUAUGUCCUGGAAAAUCUCCAUGCUGACUAUCUCUGAUCAAUCCCUGUCACUCCAAGUGUUGAUUGAUCUUGUCCCUCAGGAUUUUUUCAAAUAAUUUCCCACACUGAGGUCGGAUGAACUGGCACGUAAUUAUGUGGCAUGGUGGCUCGGUGGCUCAGCACUGCUGCCUCACAGCGCCACGGACCCGAGUUCAAUUCCACCCUCUGGUGACUGUCUGUGUGGAGUUUGCACAUUUUUUCCAUGUCUGCAUGGGUUUUCUUUGAGUGCUGUGGUUUCCUCCCACAGUCCAAAGAUAUGUAGCUUAGAUGGAAUGGCCAUGCUAAAUUGCCCAUAGUGUUCAGGGAUGUGUAGAUUAUGUGAGUUACGAGAGCAUGGGCCUAGGUGGGAUGCUCUUACAGUCGGUGUGGACUUGUUGGGCCAAGUAUUUCCACACUGUUAGGGAUUCUAUGUGAUCUAUCCCUGCUGCCCCAGUGAACAAGGGAACCACAAAGGAAUCUUUCAGUCAUCUGGCACUUCACUUGUGACCAGUAAAGUUUAAGUAUCUCACCAGGGCCUCAGCCAUCUUCACAACUGCCUCCCAUAGCCUGGGAUAUAUCUCAAAAGGCCCUGGGAAUUUAUGUACCUUUAUGCCCUCUAUUACCUCCUCUUAUUAAUCUUUGCAUUGUUCUAAAAUCACACUAUCCCAACUGAGAUCCCUGGCUACAAUGCCCUCUGCGAAUACAGAUGAGAAAUAUUCAUUUAAGAGCUUGGCUACAUCCUCUGAUUCCAUGCACAAUUUGCCCCUUUUGUCUGUAAUAGGCCCCAUUCUUUAAUGGUAGCAAGAACUGCAGAUGCUGGAGUCAGCAUGGGGCUGGAGGAACACACAGCUGGGCAGGCAGCAUCAGAGGAUCCUGACUCAAAACAUUGACUUUCCUGCUCCUCUAAUGCUGACCUGCGGUGUGUUCCUCCAGGCCGCAUUCUUUCUCUGGUAAUCCUCUUACUCUUAAUAUACCCAGCAAAUUUCUUUUUUGAACAACCUCCUAGACUCACUAUCUUUUUGAAGGCCCUUCCUGUUUUUUAAAUGUGCUAUACCUAACAUAUACUUCCUCCUUUUUCUUCACCAAGCUCUCAACAUCCCUUGACAUCCAGGGUUCCCUGGACUUGCUACCCUAGCCAUUUAUCUUCAAGGAACAUGCUGGCCCUGAAUUCUCACUUCUAAACUACUUUUAAAAUGUUCCCACUUUCCAAAUGUAGACUUAUUUACAAGUAGCUGCUCUCAUUCGGAUCCUGUCAAAUGAUAUUGAAAAUGGCCUUCCCCCAAUUUAGACACAUAACUUCUGCAUUAUCCUUAUUCCUAUCCACGAUGUUAUUGAAAUUUAAGGUUACUAUCCCCAAAAUGCUCACUCACUGAAACUUCACCCACUUGACCAGCUUCAUUUCUUAGGCUAAGGUCAAACAUUACCCCGUCUCUAGUAGGACUAUCUACAUACUGGCACAAGAAGCUCUCUUGGAUGCACUUUAAAAAUCCCACCCUAAAAGAAUACAAAUUAUAAGGAACAGUACUGCAUCAGAAGAGAGCCUUCAGUCCACCAAGACUGUCCCGACAUACAAUGUCUUUGUAGACUAAAAACCUUUGUUUGUACGAUAUCCAUAUCCCUCUUUUCCCUACCUAUUCAUUUAUCUGCUAUAGCAUCUGUCUCCACCACUUCCUCUGGCGCUGCUUUCCAAGCACUUUGCUCCCUGUGUGUAAGUAAGAAUACUUGCCUCACACAUCUUUAAGCUUACCCUCUUUUAUCUUAAACUUAUGUCCCCUAGUAAUUGACAAUUGUACCCUGGUAAAAAAGACUCUGGCUGUCCAUUCUAUCCAUGACUGUCAUAAUAUUGUAAAUUUAUAUCAGGUCGCCCCUCAAUGUUCAAGUGAAAACAAACCAAGUUCGUCUCCUCAUAGCUAAUACCCUCCAAACUAGCAACAUCCUGGUAAACUAUUUAUGUACUCUCUCCAAAAUCUCCACAUGCUUCUUGUUCUGAGGCAAUAAGCCUGUGUACAUUAUUCCAAAUGUGGCUUAACUAAUGCCCCGUAUAGCUAAAUUACAUCCCAUCAAAUUCUUUCACAUUAAGACAAUCUCAGUUGAAUAUUUGAACCACUUUGUCAUGUCUAUUCAUAUUUUCAGGAUUAAAAAAUUGAUACAAUACAGAAGAAGGCCAUUCAGCCCAUCCUGUCUGUACUAGCUCGACAAAUAAGGAUUUCACUUAGUACCAUUCUCCUGCCUUUUUUGUGACCCUUCAAUUUAUUCGUUAUCAAACGAGCAUCUAAUCCUCCUUUUGAAAACCUUAAAUGAGCAUCUCUCCACCAUUUUCUCUGUCCCUGACCACUGUUGUGUGAACACGUUUUUUUCAUAUCACUUUUACUUCUUUUAUUAAUUACACAUUUAGUGUGUGCCCUCUUGUUCUUGAUCCUUUCACAAGUGGGAAAAUUUUCUCCUUACUUACUCUGUCCAGACCUUAUUUUGAAUCUUCAAUUAUAUUUCCUCUCAGCUUUCUCUUACCAAGGAAAACAGUGUUAACUUCUGCAGUCUUCAUAACUGAAAUUACUCUUCCCUUCAGCCAUUCUUGUAAACUCUCUCCAAUGCUUUCCCAUUUCUUUUAAAGUUCAGUCCCAAACUGAACACAUUAUGCCGACUGAAGCUGAGCAAUUGACUUCAAAAUUUAACAUAAUCUUGCUUUUGUAAUCCAUGCUCCUAUUAAUAAAGCGUCAUGGUAGUGUAUUCUUUAUUAAUCACUCCCUCAGCCUACCCUGCCACCUUUAAUGAUUUAUGCACACGGACAUCCAGGUUCCUCUGUCCCGCACUACCUUUAGAGUUGUUUGCUUUUCUUUAUGUUUUCACUCCAAAUUGUGUCACCUCACAGUACAUUGUAUUGAACUUUAUUUGCAAUCUAUCUUCUCACUCCACAUACCUGUCUGUCUUCAACUGAAGUUCUACACUAUCCUCUUCAUAGUUUACAAUGAUUCCAGGAUUUGUGUUAUCUGCAAAUGUUGAAAUUGUGCACUUUUCACUAAAGUCAUUAAUAUGUCAAGAAAGGCAAGAUUCCCACAAUGACCCAUGGAGAGCUCCACUGGAAAUUUUUUUCCAAGCCCAAAAGCAUCUGUUAGCCAUUACUCUCUGUUUCCUGUCGCUCAGCCAAUUUUGUAUCGAUAUUGCUACUGUCCCUUUUAUUCAAAAAACAAAGCUAAUUAGUCUAAUCCUGGUGUUCGGUGACAGACUUCAGAGAAAGAGAUUAAAUUGUGAAGGUUAACCAUGUGCAUUCACACUGCUAGAGACUAGAUGGUUUUGAUACCCAUCUGCAAGCCCUUCUUGCAUAUAAAGCUUAGACCUGAUUGACCAGUCUUUUGAGCAUUUGAGGUUUUCCCUCUGCCUGCAGCUGAACUUCAAUGCCUUUCUAAACUGUAAUCUGCAUUUCUCCUUCCGGCGCUCCCUUUCACUCAUACGUGCUACUUGGCACUCCUUCAUCUGCUCCCUACCCCAUUUUCAUUCAUGCCAGCUCGUGUCACUUCCUUCUUGCCUUCUCUGAGCUUAUAGUUCAUCUAGAGAACUAUUCUGUUAAUUGGCUGGCUGGCAGGAAUGCAAUUUUUAUGGACAAUAAGGCUGACCAAGACUGAGUGAGCCUUCACUUCUGUUGAUAUUACCCACAAGCGCAUACCUUAAAAUUUUACCUCUUGGAAACCAUAUUUCUUCUCUUGUCAAUAUUGUUUGCUAUUUCCAAGGGUAGGUUACCAUUAUCAGUUCUCAAAGGAUUCACUUUGCACCUGACUUCUUUCUGUUUCCUUAUAUAAUUCUGAAAAAAGUGUGUUGAUUUUGAUAUUCUAUGUAAUUCACUUUUAUAUUCCCUUGAUGUAGCUCUUCUUGCUUUGUCAUCAUUUGAUCUCUUUGCCAGAUUUGUGCCUUUUUAAAAUAAAAGUUAUGUUUUCA